Athalia rosae (coleseed sawfly) is the source of this 6334-nucleotide messenger RNA. RefSeq names its product flotillin-2 (gene Flo2). The transcript has 8 exons. The record is from RefSeq and is a predicted model, not a curated record. Gene Ontology annotation, biological process: regulation of myoblast differentiation; protein localization to plasma membrane. Gene Ontology annotation, cellular component: plasma membrane. NCBI's taxonomy places the organism in Eukaryota, Metazoa, Arthropoda, Insecta, Hymenoptera, Athaliidae. The coding region runs from base 471 to 1745 and encodes 424 amino acids.
CAAACGUCCACUGGUCAGAAGAAACAUGAGUCAUUUCUCGCUUAAAUAAUCAUAGAAAUAAAAAGUAAAUUUUAGUUAGGAGAGUCGAGCUGCAACAGAUUUUAAGUCUGUUUCGUACAUCUUCUUAUUAUAAAUUCAUCGUGCAAAUAUUGUCGGAUUAUUGUCGCGGAUUAGAGUAGUCGGUUUGACGUGUUUACUUCCGUUUGAGGUUUUGCAAAAUCGUAGUGCUCUCCUGGUAUUCGCUUUCGGGUAGGCUCUAGGCAUCAAUUUCUGGCCAAUUAAAAGGGGAUAUCUGUGAUUCUGUAUUCUGUCAUUAGUGAGUGACGGGUAUUGUCGGAUCGUGGUUGUUGUUAUUCGUAGUGUGUCGUGUAAAUAGGAUAUUGUGUUUGUGAUAUUCGUUAGGCGGGUUUGUCUUGUGUGUUGUGUAAAGACCUGUCAUUCCUGUUGGAUUAUUAAUAAUUAAACGAGAGAUGGGGAAUGUUCACACUUGUGGCCCGAACGAGGCGCUCGUCGUAUCAGGAGGAUGUUGCGGUUCCAUGAGAAAGCGAACCAUCGUUGGUGGUUAUGCGUUCACCUGGUGGUUCGUGACGGAUGUUCAACGACUCUCUUUAGAAGUGAUGACCUUGAAUCCCGUCUGCGAGUACGUGGAGACUGCUCAAGGUGUUCCCCUGACCGUGACGGGGGUCGCUCAGUGCAAAAUUAUGAAAGCUGACGAACUGCUGCAUACAGCGAGCGAACAAUUUCUGGGAAAAAAUGUCAGCGAGAUAAAAUCUACCAUACUGUCAACCCUCGAGGGCCACUUGCGAGCUAUCCUUGGAACUCUUUCCGUAGAAGAAGUGUACAAGGACAGGGACCAGUUCGCAGCUUUGGUGCGCGAAGUAGCAGCACCUGAUGUGGGCCGAAUGGGCAUCGAAAUACUCUCUUUCACGAUCAAAGACGUUUACGAUGAUGUUCAGUAUCUUGCUUCCCUUGGAAAAGCACAAACUGCGGCUGUGAAACGAGAUGCCGACGUUGGUGUUGCCGAGGCUAAUCGAGAUGCUGGAAUACGAGAAGCGGAAUGCGAAAAAUCAGCUAUGGACAUUAAAUACAACACUGAUACGAAAAUCGAAGAUAACGCCCGACUCUUCCAGCUGCAGAAGGCUCUUUUCGAUCAAGAAAUCAACACAGCGAAAGCCGAAGCUCAGCUAGCCUACGAGCUGCAGGCUGCGAAAAUUAAGCAACGAAUACGAAACGAGGAGAUCCAAAUCGAAGUCGUCGAGAGGCGCAAGCAGAUCGAAGUCGAGGAACAGGAAGUUCGCCGUAAGGAACACGAACUCCGAAGCACUGUGCGACUUCCGGCUGAAGCAGAGAGUUACAAAAUCGGCAAAGUGGCCGAAGGAAAAAGGACACAAACUGUGGACGCUGCUAAAGCUGACGCCGAAAGGAUUCGAUUGAUCGGUCAAGCUGAAGCCGAGGCAUUGGAAGCAGUGGGUAAAUCGGAUGCCGAGAGAAUGCGAAUGAAGGCUGCGAUCUACAAGAAGUAUGGCGAUGCUGCUAUUCUUAAUAUUAUUUUGACCGCGAUGCCGAAGAUCGCCGCGGAGGUAGCAGCACCAUUGGCUAAAACGGAAGAGAUCGUCCUACUGGGAGGUAAUGAUGGAGCCAGUUCAGAACUAACUCGCCUCGUGGGUCAGGUUCCACCAGCAGUACAGGCUCUAACAGGUGUUGAUCUUUCCAAAGUACUCGGAAAAAUACCAGGGGCGAAGUAAUUAUAAGUAAUUACAAAUAGGAUCCGCAGAGAGAGUCUGUCUCCGUAUAUUAUGGUUAAAAAAAGGCAAACCAAAACGAUUCUUCACAUACUGCCAAUGGCUUCUGUCCGACUACCUGCUCCUAUCUUUUACCCUGACAAGUACCAUUACCUUCGCCAUGUUUACUGAUUUUUGCUAUAAAUGAAGAGGUUUUUCCAAACAGGUCAAAAACCUUUUUGUACAUAUAUUUUUAUUCAAAUUAGACAGCGCGGUAAUAAUAUCACGAUAACAAGACAUUACUUACAAUUAGUUGAAAUAGACAUCGUCAGCUCAAAUUUCGGUAGUAUCAAAUAAGUUUUUAUUCUAUGCGAGCAUCAGAUUAUCCAGCUUUAUGGAAAUUCAUAAUUGUCUGCACAUGAAUCCACGUCACAUAUAUUUCUGCAAAUAAUCUCGUUCAUUAAUUCACUCGCAAGAGUUGAGGUAGAGGAAAGGGCAGGCGGAUAUUAUUUUCUUUGGUUUUGUUCGUCUUACGUUUUGCAGAAAAAUUCUCAAUCAAAAUUUGUAAAUGAAACAAAAAGAUCACAGAAGCGGAACCAGUUACUGCCUUAUUACAAGGCAAUGGCACGCGGAAUCGAACGUUUCUUUUCUUCUCUGAAAACAAAGUUAUUCAAUGAUUUCAUUGGAAGAUGAAAAUUUCAAAAUUGAACAUUCAUGAACGUGGGAAAUGGUUCGACUGUUAAUACGUAUAGAUUACGAUUCACGUGACUUGCCUUAGCUGUUUCAUAUGAAUGUAUUAAAUGUAAUUCUAUCUAUUCGUCAAAAAUUAACAAAUACCACUAUUGUAGUUACAUCAAUGGGUAGACGAACAAUUAUGUUCUUCAAUCAGAUGGAUAGUAAGGUAAUGAAUUCAGGUGACUAGACACAGAUGUAAUAUGUACCUGUGCAUAGCAAAAGCAAAUCUGAAAUUCAAUGAGCUAUGUUAUAAAUAUAAGCUGCAGAAUAUAUACAAAAAAAAUUAGGUAAUUGGGAGUUUGAAUAUGUAUGUUUGUUUUUGAAGAACUAAAAGCUUAUUCCAGAAAUGCUUUUAUCGGAAAAAUCCUGUAGAACGUGUUUCACAAAAUUUUAUUUUAUUGGUGGUAGUAAGAUCCUUACAGUUUUCACCAGACCUCUUCAGCCCUACUUACUCGUUUCAACCCCUUUGCAUCAGCGUCUGUAUCUUAUAGCAACCCAUUCUUUUUUUUUUAAUUCAACUUACCAUCUAAACUCGAUUAUUUAUGCGUGGUGUUCACUAUUCAGCCUACAUUUGUGUUGAUCUUCGACAAUACUUAGUAGAGGUAAACGUUAUUUCGAUUUCCUUUGUGAAUUAGAAUUAUUAUGCUACCAAUAAUCGACAAAUUUGACAGUUCCAUAGGUACGAGGACCAAUAUUUGUCAGCCCAGAAAAAUAUAUCUAGCAAAUAGUGGCUGGUCUUCUGUUGAUUAUUGGACGUAUUAUAAUCUUGAUAUACAUAAAUAUAGAAACCUGUUAAUGUUUAUAAUUAUGAGAGAUCACAACUACCUACCAAACAUGAUAUUAUGUGAAUAUAUAAAUGAACUAUAAGCUUCAUUCGUGAGUAUUUACAACACUAAUAAUUAUGAAAAAUGAAUAAGUGUUCAUCACACUUGUGUACCUUCAGGUACCAAUUUUCAUCCAUAAAACAAGACCUCCCACCAUAUGAUAGUCAGUAAUAUCAUUCACAUAGUCAUACCUAUACCUCAUGCAAUAUGUAAGAUUAUGAGCUGGAAUGUUGAUGUCUACCAAAUCGAAAUUCAAAUGAUACCAUCUAUACAAAGAACUAAUGAACGAUACCUCCUAUCUUUUGAACCUUUCUUGGCAUCGUUUGUCCCAAAUAUCCACCCUAAAAUAACUUUAAAAUUAGUAAUUUGUUGGAUGGUAGGUAUAAUUGGGUCCUUGGAUUUUGGAAGUUUCUGAACGAAUUCAUUAUGAUUUACAACUUUGAGAAUUCAGGGAGCCACGUGCAAUAAUAAACUUAUGGGAAAAUCAGAGCACAAAUUCCUCUACUUAUUAUAUUUGGUAGUCUCUACCGACAACAAUAUAAUAAGGCAAAUUCUGCAAAUUGAAUGUUAUUAUGAUGUUGAUGAAUAUGAUAAAACAUGUUUGCAAAUUGGUUUUGUCACGCAAUUAUAUACAAUCCUUAAUCGCAAGUAUAAUAUUGGCUUGUUCAGAAACAUUACUUGCAGUAUCUCUACACAUAAUUAUUAAUAUAUACAUACAUAUAUAUACCUGCACAGCAAUUAAUAAGUUGAAAACCUAUUGUGAUUGGAAAUUUUGAUCAUUGUGUUCAUCAUAAAUAGAUAACUAUACCAAGUUUAUAUAGAACGGAGAUCAGAAAAAAUCCUCCAUAAUUCUAUGUACAUAAUAUACGUAGAGGUUUGAAUGUUAAAUAUGUUAUGAAGGAUUUCGCACACGAAGCGUUGGUUCGAAAAUCAGGAGAAAGACCAACCCAGAUUUAUCUUCGGAAUGCGCGGCCGAAUGGCAGAUUUAAUAUAUAUUAUUUUAUCUUUUCCGAUACAUUUACAGUUAAGUUAGAUAUACCUGUAUCUUAUUUUUUGUAACAUGAUCCUCAAUCCCUAUGAUGAUAAUCUAUAUGUCUGUCAUGAACGUGAAAAAUAGUUUCCAAUAUUUUGAUAAAACAAAAAGUGCCGUGUUGUAUAUAAUACAGAAUUCACAUGGAAAUUUGUGUUAUCACGUGAAUAAAUAUUCUGCCAUCUAAUAAUAAUACUAAUAAUAAUAAUAUUAUAUGAAUAAUAAUAAUAAGUAUAAAUAUAAUAAUAAUAAUAACAAUAACAAUAAUAACAAUAACAAUUAACGAAAAUGAUACUUGGCAUAGAGAAAUGUUCGUACUGUGGUAUACAUAUACAUUUAGAAUCGGAGUUGUAUGGUCCCUGCAUACUUAAUUAUUUCUUAUUGUCAGAAGGUAUAAAGAUCAUUAUCCGACAUUAGUAAUGGAAUAAUUGUAAUCAUCAAUAAAUUAUUUGCCCAUAAAAUUCCUGACAAUCUGCAGGUCAAAUUACCAGAGCUUAAAGAAAAAUCAAUGAAGCCAAAAACUGCAAUACUGAUAGUUCUUUAUGCGGGAUAACAUUUGCGAUAAACAUUAAAACAGUAUGACAUUUCCUUGCCAAUUACCUUUAUCUCGCUGAAAAGCAUUGUUCUAAGCAUUGUUUUUCUUGUUGUUUAAUCAAUCAAUUAUAAAAUUGAACCUUUCGACUAAACUUUUAUUUAGCAUUUAUGCAAUAUAUUUUCCAUACACUUAUAAUUAUACUAAAAUAAACACCUUAUAAAUACACCGACCCACUCAAAACUUUUUAGAAUAUUUCCAUACACCCAAAUUUGUUGUAAAUUAUAUUUUUAUUAUUUGUUUCAAUGAACAUGUUUCAUUUUCACAUGACAACGUCGUAUUAAUUAUCAUUUGAUCUUUGUUCCAUGUUUCAUCUCGAUUUUGCACGAUGCCUCAAGUUACAAACACUUUUUAAACUUCUAUAGCUCAAUAUUAUUUUACAAUACCUGAUGGGACAAAAAAGACAACACCAUAACAAUACCUUUAGCCUUCAGGGCAAUGAAAUAAACCAGACAUUCCUUUUCUUGGCAUGGAUUAAACGCAGAAACUAUAAAAGCUGAGUACAAAUACAUGAUCUUGUUAUGGAACAACUCGCAUUGACAAUUCGAAAACGAGAUAUUCAGGUAAGCCUCUGACAAUGAGCAACUAAUUGAAAUUAUCAAUUUGCGGCUACAACUUGGUACAAUUGUCAAAUAUUGCGGAUAUUUACAAAUAGAAUAUGAUUUGAAAAUUCCCAUUUUAUUGGUAUGUAAAAGUCGAAAUCAAUACGAUUAUUUUUAUAUUUCAUAGAACUUUAUAAUCCAUACUCCAAUUAAGACUGUAUCCCUAUAGGAAGAUACGAUUAUUAUUCCGUUACGAUUUAAAGUAAACGAUUGUGUGUAUUAAGAAUGACAUAGUAUCUGAGGAUUCGUUCAUAGGAACUCCAAAAUUCACUAUUCGAAUGUUCAUGCAAAACUAAAAAUGUUCUCCUCGCGAAAUCAUUUUAUCUGCUAAUGCUUAGCUCGUCAGUAAAUUACCAGAAUUUUAUUAUGUACGACAUUGACUUAUGAACAAUUUUUUAUCAGCAAUGAGUAUCAAUCUUCCUACAAAUAACGGUAUAAUCUGUGAGGUCUAUAGUUUGGUCAAACAAAAUCUGGUUACACAUAUCAUCUCCUAUGUCAUAUUUCGAGCCGAGUCAUUAUAAAAUAAUGCAUAUUCCACUCUCGCGUUACAUACGAUUGAAUCAAUUCGCUGACUGGUAUUUCUUACUCAUAACAUGCGUUUGGGCCACUUAGAGUGUGUCAUAUUUGAAAUAUGAACUAUAAAUUAAAAAAGCAUAUUAUUUGAAAAGUUGAAUUAAUAUUACACUAAUCUUGUGGAGUAUGAGACAAGUUCUUGUAUAAGUACAACCAAUUGUAAGUACACAUGUACAAGUCUGUUGAUAAAAAAUUCCAAACAUGACCAACUGCAGUUGAGAAACAAUUUAAAAAAAAAAAAAAUUAAGUAUAUACCA